AUGGUGGAGGGAUUGCUCGCCAAGUACGUAUAUUAUCAAGCAACAGACUGUGUGUUAGGGCCUGAUCCUGCCAUGUCCAUAGGUGAUUCGCACUCAUCAACCAUUUCUGGUACCAACGGUGCUAGUAGCUCAAGGGAUACGACCCCGAGAAGUGGAGGAUUGGCCAGAUGCAAAUGGGUUAUUCACAGUUUGGAUCUCACCCGACGUGGUUCAAAGGAUACGGGGAAAGAUAUAGCUGCGGCUGUGAGGAGUAUCAUACCAAUGCUAAGGUAUCAGAGAGUCAUCAUAGUAUGUGGCGAAGAAAGGGCCAUAUUCCCCAUCCCCAACGUGUCCUCGAUCCCUAUACGCAGCGCCGUCGUACCCUCGAAAUUUUGCGCCACAAGCACCAUUCAACCAUUACGUAUCACCAAGAAGAAAUCCCUUGGAAAUUUCCCCCCUUCCGCUCCUUCCGCUCACCAGAAGAGCUCGUAUAUCCUCCUGCACGAUGUGAUCGACGCAAUCGAAGACUUCAGCGGCAGCACGGCCAAAUCGGCCAUAAUGAACAUUCCGAAGGUUAAAGGGGAAUUGGAAGUACAGAUUAGAGACGACUGUGAGAGGAUGCGUGAAGCGUUGAGACACGCAGACCAGGAUAAUCGAGCACGCGGAAUGGACAUUGAGCAACUGAGGUCACAAUUGGAGGGCCUCAGCCAGAGAUUGUUGAGCAAAAUCGUGACAGCGGCCUUAUUGGACCAGGGCGCGGAGGCUGAGCAUGUAAUCCUUGGGUUACCGGAUGGUAGCGACAGCGAGACUCUUCUCGCAAAGCUUGCGCCGUUUAAGUCGAGGGUUUUAGUCGUCUCGACGCCUCCUCCCGGUGCCGCUGCUUUCACUUCCACGCCCAUAUCUACGCGCCUCGCCCUUUAUCUCGCCGUUGCCCUCCGCGCCAAAGAGUAUCACAAGUGGGUAGGCGGUGGCUUCAAAGGUAUAUAUACCGCAGACCCAAAGAAGGUGCCAUCCGCGACAUUAGUCCCAUUUAUUUCGCCAGAGGAGGCUGGCGCUCUGGGCAAGCUGGUGCAGAAGGAGGUUUUAGACAAGUUGAUAGCAAACAAUAUCCCAGUCCGUAUCAGAUGGUUUGGGGGUCGAGAAGAUGGGGGAACCUUGAUCGACCCAGCACUCGGCUUUGAAUCUAUGUCGAUACGGUCAAGCACUCGUGCGGCAUUCGGUAGACCGACCGCUAUCACGAUCAAGGAGAACGUCCUUUUGUUGAGUAUCAGCAAUGUCAACUGCGCGGCCGUUGUCCAGAAAGCCAGCAAGAAAUGCCACCUUGUCCCACUGCACACUUCCCAUUCUUGCGGAACCUCUCAAGUCUUUCUUUCAGGUGUCUGUGCUGUUUUAUCGCGGUUUGGCGUCGUAGUGUGCAUGAUCAAUACCAGCGAGGGGCACGCCAGUGUCGUUAUCGAGGGGGGGUUGCCGAGAAACGUCUUGCAGAGGGUCGUGGAGGGUCUGAAACGUCAUGGGGAGGUGGUCGUGCAUCAUGAUAUGGCGAUACUUACGGUUAUAUCCAGAGGGUUGAGCCGUACGGCGGUUGGAGCUGCUGCUUCGCCGUCUGAAGCCUGGGGUAUCGCAGGGAAGGUUUUUAGCACGUUAGUGAAGGCAGAUAUUGGAGUGGAAGUGAUUGGACGGGUUGGUGAGACAUCGCCUAAGAGCUUGGCAUGGGUGAUUGACACCGGGACCAUCGACACAGGUUGCUACGCUGACCAUCGCUCCAUACGACACAUGACGAGGGACGCCCGAGCAGAUCGCCCAAGGCGAUACGUGAACGACCCCAGUAUUAGCAAGACUGUUCUUGUCGAAGGAGGAAUCAGACUCACCGGCGGGAUCACCGCCGACUCUGACAGUCAGAUUCCAGAAGGCCGCCGUUGA
Pleurotus ostreatus (oyster mushroom) is the source of this 1899-nucleotide messenger RNA. Its product is annotated as Aspartokinase. Bases 1 to 1899 code for a protein of 632 amino acids. The record is from RefSeq and is a predicted model, not a curated record. The transcript has 7 exons. NCBI's taxonomy places the organism in Eukaryota, Fungi, Basidiomycota, Agaricomycetes, Agaricales, Pleurotaceae.